Messenger RNA from Acanthoscelides obtectus, 2137 nucleotides. The record is from the annotation of a GenBank genome assembly. NCBI's taxonomy places the organism in Eukaryota, Metazoa, Arthropoda, Insecta, Coleoptera, Chrysomelidae.
UUUAUGAUGAAGUACAAUCAGGCAUUAAAAUCACUAACUACCAUAAACUUAAGAACAAAUCAAGUACUAUAGUGAGUAACAGCAUCAGUGGUGCCUUGAUCAACGCUACGAAUGACUGGGCUUCAGUAUUCUACCUAUUUGGAAGCCUUGGGAUUCUAUGGUUCAUAAUGUGGUGCUGCUUUGUUAUUCAGAUCCUGAUUCACACCCUUUCAUCAGUGACAAGGAAAAAAUGUACCUUAAGAAAGAAUUAGAAAACGUCCAUAGGGAGUCCCCGGCCACCCCUUGGCGGAGCAUCUGGACCUCGACACCGCUCUGGGCACUAGUAGCUGCCCAAAUCGGCCACGACUGGGGCUUCUUCACCAUGGUCACCGACCUUCCCAAAUACAUGAGCGACGUGUUAAAGUUCGACGUGAAAGAGAACGGAAUUUGGUCAUCGGUGCCCUACGUGGUUAUGUGGUUGAUCUCCAUGAGCUCUGGGUGGUUGUGCGAUUGGUUGAUCACCCCAUCCCUCGGACCAGCUCUCUUCAUAAUGAUCGCCUCGUACAGCGGGUGCGACAGAUACCUCACCGUGGCGAUGUUCACCAUAGCGAUGGGUUUCAUGGGUACCUUCUACUGUGGCAUGAAGGUGAACGCAUUGGACCUUUCACCAAACUAUGCUGGAACGCUCAUGGCUAUAGUGAAUGGCAUUGGGGCGAUCACAGGAAUUUUCACGCCAUACGUUGUAGGUGCACUCACCGAAAAUCAUACCUUGAAGCAGUGGCGGGUCGUUUUCUGGAUCACCUUUGCGGUUUUUGUGGUGACAAAUAUCAUUUACACCUGUUACGGUAGCGGCGAAGAGCAGUCGUGGAACAACAAGGAAAAGAACAGGGACGAGAAAGGAAAAGACCUUAGCUAAAUAUUUUUUUCCACUAUGUGAUAGUUGUUGUAAAUCAAGCCGUCUUUAUUUGUGAUAUGAUCCUAUGAUCAAAUUGUUUAGAAGCUAAGAUGUACAGUAUUACGAUACUUCUAGUAAAAUUAACCAUUAAGCAAAUGCGUCUCAAUCCGUAUUCAGUGUCGCUAUGAAAUAAGUAAAAUCAAUGCAAAUUGAAAAUGUGUUCUCUUUCCAGGAAAAUUCAUAUCCCGCCUAGAAUUUAUCGGAAUUUAAUGUAAUGUAAUUUCCAAAAAUGAUGAGACCUGUCACUAUAUAGAAUUUACUUAUUUCUAACCGAUCCUGUAUACCUAGUAUGUAUUUUUUAUAUCCUAUUUGAACUACUUACAGAACAAAUAUACUAAGAGUGUGCCUUUUACUAUUAAAAAUAUGUAGUAAAUUAUAUUAUAUUUAAAUUUAUAUUAUAUAUGAAUUAUUUUAUUGUAAAUUUAUGGAUUGACUAUAGGAAUGUGUCAUAUAUUAUAUAUGGCAAUAGCAUGUCUGCUGAUAUACAGGGUGAGUUUUUAAUGAAGCCUUGGCCGGUAACACCGUUAUUACUCUUGAUAUCUAAUAAAGUUUAAUGCAAAAUUUAGAAAAUGUUUGUGCUACAGGGUGAUUUAUAACUAAGUGGUGACUCAAACAUACAUUUUUUAAUGCCCUCUAGCUCUAGCUAUAACAGUAGAGAAAGAGCGAGUUGUGAAACAGAUUGUCCAAUGUUUCAACAAUUUUAGAAUGCUUCGUUUAGAAGGGCCUACUCAAAUCUGCAAUAAAAUGUAAGGUAUUCCUUUCAAAAAAUGUUUGCUUGGGUAACCCUGUAGAGAUAAAAAUAUUCUCCAAUUCGAUAGCAUUCUGUUGGCUACAUUUUUUUCGAUGAACUUUUUUAGAUGCAACCACUAAAAACUCACCCUGUAUAACAGAAUAGCGUAAUUAUAGGCGAGUAAGUAAAAGUAGGUAAGGGUGAGAAUAAUAUAAUAUACUGUGAUUUACCCCAAUCAUUGCAACAAUUAUUUGCUAUCACAAGUUAAAGUUUUGUUUAGCAGCAUAAGCUGUCUGAUUUUUUUGUUUUAUGGGGGCCAUAUUACAAAUGUUUGGUGAGGGUAAAAGUAUAUCAUGUAGCUAGUUCCUUUAUUAUUGUGAUUAUAAUGUUUAUGAUCACACUAAUGUAACUGAUAUUACAUCACCAUUUCUUAUAGUUAGUAUGUGAGUUCUUGAUCCAUCCUUUAAUAAAAU